UGGCCUAAAGCUCGUCCCCCUGAAGAAGAAGGCCGCCGACAGAGUGCACGAGCAACAGGUUUGGAACCGUAGCGCGCGCACUGAAUCAGGGGAUUAACGUCACAAAAGCGAUGGAAGAAACGCCGUUCACUCAUUAUGCACAUUUGUAUAGUUCCAAUUCACGAUAAAAUAGCAUUAAACUACAGUUAUAAUCUGCAGUUUUCUUGCAUACUGUAUUUCCUGUCGGUCACGCGUGUCUCAUGCCUGCGGUGUUUACGUCCUGGCUUCGCUCCAGCGACGACUGCGACCACGUGACCGUCUCCUCUAAGUAGGACGUCCCCCGCUGUCUUCUCAGUCCACUGCAAACAAGUCGCAGAUAAGGGGGCGAAAAGGACCCUCACGCGGGUACUGCCUCCAAGAACCCUUUCAACGUGACACGUUCGGGAACACUUUCCAUUCCUCUCGGACCGGAUGAGUUGAAACUCAACUUUUGAACAACGGUUGACAUAUCGACGCUUAUGGGACAUGGCGAUGGCCUCUCUUUCAACACCGACAGCAGGCCCGGCCACGCCACCUCAGCCAGAGCUCUCACGCCUGAGGGGCGCCGAGGUCCAGAAGCUGAAGCCGGUGCGAAGGAGUCUCUUCGGCCCCGUGGACCACCAGCAGCUGAAGCGCGACUUCCAACGGCUGCUCUGCAGGAACUUGGACGUGGCCAAAAAGCGCUGGAACUUUGAUUUCCAGCAUGAAAAGCCAGGAGAGGGCUCCGACAUCAAGUGGGAGGAGCUCGGGGACCAAGAGGUGCCGGCGUUUUAUCGCAGCUGCACGGUUGGACCGUCACGUCCGGUGUCCAAAAUUCGGUCGUCGUCAGCAGGCGAGGGAUCCCCAGGUGAUGGUUCCCCAGGCGAUGGUUCCCCAGGCGAUGGUUCCCCAGGCGACGGUUCCCCAGGCUACAGCAGCUCGUUCGGAUCUGGAGAUGAGUACCUGGAGGUGACCACAAGGGGGUGCUACCGGGUGCAACGACACGGAAAACACAAACAGUCUGCCAUCACAGAUUUCUUCAAGGUGAAGAAGAGGAAGCUUCUGCAUGACAAAGCGUCUUCUUGGCAGUAGAGAAGCACAACUCGACCCAGCGGAGGAUCACACCAGUGGUCGACAUCGCUCUACACGCCACCGUAUAUGUAUAUAUUUAUAUAUAUAUAUACAUCAAAUUUGCAAGUGACCACGAGCUCAUUCAGCGCAAGCUUAAACCUCCUCACCAUAUACCUUUACGUUUUCAGCACAAGGAAGCUAACAUUUACCUAGUUAAUCUAGCUCAGUCUUUAGGAAAGUUUUUUUUGUCGAGAAUUAUAAAUAUUGUAUAUAUUCUAUAUAUUGUUUUCCUCAGCUGUUGAGUAUACUGUGAAAUCAUUUUGAAUGCACUCUUAAUAACAGAAAACAGGUUAAUUGUCUUCUAUACAGGCCUUGGAUAGUAUUUGACCUCCGUCCUCAACCUUUUCUCUUUUUUUUCUUUUCUCCCUCUGGCGAAAAGUCAUCAGAGGUUUUGAUCAGAUGAGUUACUAUUCCUGGCCUCGCGCCACACUUACCCUUUAGUCUCCCCGCAGGGCUCGGAUAGCACGAGUCAAGCCAGGGGUCAAGGUCUCACCCAGGGCUCAAAAUGUGGCAGCGCGCCUGUGAUUAGCUCCAGGGCAAAGGUCAACGGUGGGGUAACGCGGUGUAUCUGUCUAACAGUGACUUAAUCUCCCCCGAGAGUAAUUAUUUGCUACUCACAAAUCGUCCCAAAUUCUGCCUCCGACUAGAAGUCACAGCAGGACAUUUACGCUCCACCGUUGCCACUUAAAGAUAUUGGCCAUAUAUAAUCAAAAUAUUGACCAAAAAAAAUUAUGUCCAAACUGCAAAUCCUCUUCCCUUAGUGCAUUGCAAUAUUUGCAUCACUGGGCUGUAAACAUGUAAAUAUAUUGAGGCAACAGACCAGAACAUACCUUAUUUAGUUGUGUGUUUUGUUGGCUUUACGCUUGUAACAAUGUAGUUUCUCACUCUGUGUGACGUCCAGCUCGUCGGUGAUAAAUGCCCUUUUUCUCCAUGAAGGGACUGAAGUGUUUUAUCAUUAUUGCAACUCAAAGGAAUCCAAACCUCUUGGUUCCACUUUAAUCUUAUUUUUUUAUACACGGGUUGCAACAGUUGUGGCGCAAAACUCCGUUGAACCAAAGAGAAAUUGCUGUGCCACUAAAUUCGACACGCGUGGAGUCGCCCUCUGUUUGGGUGAUCAGAGACGGGUCCCAGAAGACCUCAAACAAGUCUGGACAUUCAGACAUAUCGUGUCAAACAGGACGCAACAACUUAUUUUCCCGACCUACAGUCAUUCUAAUGUGUACAUGGAUAAAAAGCCAUAACUGGAUUAAUCCACUCUUACUACCUCAUCAAGUGAUUCAAGUUGCGCACAAGUUACAUGCAAAAUAACAAAAACAGCGGAGAUCGAGGUGUUUGUGUUUACAGGAACAAGGAGGGGGUUGGUUGUAUAGUUCUGUCAAAGUUCAGCGGUAGGUGUUGAGUUUUUUUUAGGUAAAAGAGCCAGUGUGUCAGAGCAGGUCAGCUUGGAGCUCUGCUCCACUUAGCUCCCCCCAAAAUAGAGCGGGCGGAGGGACAGCGGCGGGAGGAAGAGGGACAAACAAACAAACAAGGGAUCAUUCGUCACAUUUAGCUGACGCUUUAUCCAAAGAUAUGAUACACCGCUACAGGGAGCAAUUCAGGGUUAAGUGUCUUGCUCAAGGACACAUGACACGUCAAUUAGGGCGGGGAUUGAACCGCCAACCCCCUGAUUGAAUGACAGAUCUGCUAACCACUGACCCACAGUCGUCAGAGAAUGUCUCCGAUCAAAGUUUUUCUCUGCUCGUC
This is a messenger RNA of Pseudoliparis swirei, 2871 nucleotides long. It is a transcript of the gene cdkn1d, whose product is annotated as cyclin-dependent kinase inhibitor 1D. Gene Ontology annotation, biological process: signal transduction by p53 class mediator; regulation of mitotic cell cycle. Lineage: Eukaryota; Metazoa; Chordata; Actinopteri; Perciformes; Liparidae. Bases 505 to 1089 code for a protein of 194 amino acids. The record is from RefSeq and is a predicted model, not a curated record. Gene Ontology annotation, molecular function: cyclin-dependent protein serine/threonine kinase inhibitor activity. The transcript has 3 exons. Gene Ontology annotation, cellular component: nucleus.